Phragmites australis (common reed) is the source of this 1430-nucleotide messenger RNA. RefSeq names its product bidirectional sugar transporter SWEET4-like. The coding region runs from base 231 to 986 and encodes 251 amino acids. Gene Ontology annotation, molecular function: sugar transmembrane transporter activity. Gene Ontology annotation, biological process: carbohydrate transport. NCBI's taxonomy places the organism in Eukaryota, Viridiplantae, Streptophyta, Magnoliopsida, Poales, Poaceae. The record is from RefSeq and is a predicted model, not a curated record. The transcript is spliced from 5 exons. Gene Ontology annotation, cellular component: membrane.
CUUGAGGCCACAUUCACUCGUGACCCACCAAGAACCCAGAGAGAGAGCCGAGAGAGAGAGAGAGAGAGAGAGAGAGAGGAGCUGUGCUCAUUCGUUUCUUCGUCAUCUCGUUCUCCUCUCCCCCGCCGUUACACCCGGCCAUAUUUCGUAGAGAGAGCUUGCCCGCCGUCUUUCUUCCUCUCUCUAGAGUUGCCCAGGGCAAGCUCCCCGGCCGGCCAAAAGUAGCCACCAUGAUCUCGGCGGACACCAUCCGCACGGUCAUCGGCGUCAUCGGCAAUGGGACUGCUCUUGUGCUCUUCCUCUCGCCAGUUCCGACGUUCUGCCGCAUCUGGAAGAAACGGUCGGUGGAGCAGUACUCGCCGAUACCGUACGUGGCGACGCUGCUCAACUGCAUGAUGUGGGUGCUGUACGGGCUGCCCCUGGUCCACCCGCACAGCAUGCUCGUCAUCACCAUCAACGGCACCGGCAUGGCCAUCGAGCUCACCUACGUCACGCUCUUCCUCCUCUACUCCGCUGGCGCCGCCCGCCGCAAGGUCAUCCUCCUCCUCGCCGCCGAGGUCGCCUUCGUCGCGGGCGUCGCCGCGCUCGUGCUCACCCUGGCUCACACCCACGAGCGGAGGUCCAUGAUCGUCGGCAUCCUCUGCGUCCUGUUCGGUACCGGCAUGUACGCGGCGCCGCUCUCCGUCAUGAAAAUGGUGAUCGAGACGAAGAGCGUGGAGUACAUGCCCCUCUUCCUGUCGCUGGCGUCCCUGGUGAACGGCAUCUGCUGGACCGCCUACGCCCUCAUCCGCUUCGACCUCUACAUCACUAUCCCCAACGGUCUGGGGGUGCUGUUCGCGGUGGCGCAGCUGGUCCUGUACGCUAUCUACUACAAGUCCACGCAGCAGAUCAUCGAGGCGCGCAAGCGCAAGGCCGACCAGGUCGCCAUGACUGAGGUCGUCGUCGACGGCAAGCCCAACAACAACAACGGCGCCGGCCACUACUGAUCCAUAAUAACAGGAAGGAGAUGAAGCAGGCGCCCAGCUGAUCCAUUGCUGCACGUAGCUGGGGUUACCAGUGCCCUUAAUUCCGAUACGGACGAUCGAUGAUGAUACAGUAUGCCGUCGUCUAAUCCAUGGAGCAGCCGAUCAGUUGCGUCACUAGCUUUAUUAUUAAGUUUUGCUAGUAACAAGGACAAUCUAUAGCUGCAGUGAUCUUUAUAUAUAUAAUCAUCAUCGACAUCAGUCCUGUUAUUGGAGGAGCCUUGAGGGUUGGCCUUGUUCUUACGCAAGCCUUGCUAAAUUUCCUGUCAUUUCAGUGCUACUGUGAUGCUGUGCUUUUUUCUUUUGCCUUGUUUCCUCUCUUCUGUGCUGUAACUUGGAUAAUUCUACCUGGAAAUUCAGAAAAGAAAAGGAAGAGUUAUGAAGGGAGAAAAAAACAUUGGUUGUUUC